UUUAUUCCCGCACUGUACAUUUCAGUCUAACGACCCUGUGGAUUCAACCGUGACAAUAAUUUUAACGACAUUUGAACAAACUCUUUAUAAGUCAUCGUUUUUAACGUUUGGUGUGUUUUUAUCGGAUCCUGUCUUGUUUUCACCUAACAUUUUUUUCACUUUUUGCUUUAUUCCGGUUGGAUUUACUAAGGGCGUGUUUGGUCGAUCUGUACCGGGAGUUUCAUCUCCUGUACUCGGGGAGGACUCUGAGGAAUGACAGCAACUGGAACAGGACUGCGAUCCGCCUGAAUGGAAACAAUGGAUUAUAAGGAGCUCGGACAUCAUUUCGAGGAGAAGCUGACACUAACAGACAAAACUCUGCCCCUACAGACGAACUCUCAGUCCAUCCAGAAUGGAGACAAAAGUUCAGAAAAAGACCCCCUGAUGUCAGACGACUCAGCCAUCACAGACCUCUCCCCUAAAACAGACUCCAGCCCCAAAACAGAGACCCCCACCAAGACAGACGCCUCCUCCAAGACAGAUGUCAGGCCAUCCACCCCUGGCAGCGGCAGCAGCCCACAGCCCAAGAAAGAUUCAAUGAACUCAGAGCAACGACAGAAACUUGCCAAGGAGCGGAGGGAGGAACGAGCCAGAUAUAUCGAACAGCAAACUCAGCUGCAAGCUGCUAAGAAGGCCCAGUGGCUGGAGAAGGAGGAGAAAGCUCGACGUCUGAGGGAGAGCCAGCUGGAGGAUCGCAGGAGGAAGCUUGAGGAGCAGAGACUGAAGGCCGAAAAACGCCGAGCCCUACUGGAGGAGAAACAGAGACAGAAACUAGAGAAGAACAAGGAGAGAUAUGAAGCAGCCAUCAAGCGGUCGACAAAGAAGACAUGGGCUGAGAUCCGCCAGCAGAGGUGGUCCUGGGCAGGUGGACUCAACCAAACCUCCCGCAGAGAAAGCAGAUGCUCGGCCUCCACGGUCAACUUGCCGAGACAGGUGGACCCUGUCAUUAACAACAGGCUGUCCAAGUCCUCUGCCACGCUCUGGAACUCCCCCAACAGAACCCGCAGCCUGCGUCUGAGCCCCUGGGAGAGCCGCAUCGUGGAGCGGCUCAUGACGCCGACGCUGUCCUUCCUGGCUCGCAGUCGUAGCGCCGCAACUCUCCUGAACAACAGCGACUCUCACUCUCACCACUGCUCCCGUUCAGCCUCUGCCAGCCCACUCAACGCCUGCUCCCACCAUGCACACCAGAACGCCGAGCGCUGGAGGGUCUCCUCGGCGAGCACGCCGGACAUCACUCAGAGACAGCGCCGGAGAAACUCCACCCCGGUGGACAAGAAGAAGAAAGAAAAGAAAGACAAGGAGAGGGAGAAUGAAAAAGAGAAGAACGCUCUCUCAAAAGAUAAAGUGCAGAUGAGGAGACAGACGACAUCUCCAACAACCACCACUCAGAGAUCCAGGCCAGAGACAAGCACCCCAAGGUCCAGGAACAGACCUCCGUCACCAGCCGCUCCUAAAAGUCGUCCGCUGUCCCCUCUGGUGCCCGCUGUGGCCUCCAAAACCCCAACGGGCAAGAAGACUCCUACUCCCUCUGGCACUAAAACCCGACCCAAACGAGCCCAAACGCCUGCCAGAGUACAGCCCCAGACGGUCACUACAGUCGCCGUGGAAACAGGCCAAGAACCCCAGCAGCCUGAUGCAUCAGAGGAGAAAAAGAGCUCUGGUAAUGUUCCUGCCAUCGUGGUCUCCUCUGCUCCUCUCACACCUCCCUCCCUCAGCCCACCUGUUGUAUCGGUGGCCUCUCCAGCUGUGCCAAGUGUAGAGCCUGCCGCCAGCAGCGCCGCUGCUGCUGCUCCUGCUGCAGCCUCCACCAGUAACCCUGCCUCGUCUGCUACGCCAGCAGCCGCGCCUGCCAGCAAACCUUCAGCCGGCACCAAUGACCCAGAGGAGGCCGCUCGAGCCCUGGCAGAGAAACGCCGACAGGCCAGGGAGCAGAGAGAGAGGGAGGAGCAGGAGCGUCUGGAGCAGGAGCAGAGGAACAGGAUCCUUCGGGAGGAAGCAAUGGCUCGCGAGGCAGAAGAGAGGAAGCGCAGAGAGGAGGAGGCUCGAUUCAUGGCUGAGCAGCAGCGUCUGAGAGACGAAGCCCAGCGAGCUCGAGAGGAGAAGGAAGCGCAGGAGAGAGCCAAAGCUGAGCAGGAGGAGAACGACAGGCUGCAGAAACAGAAAGAGGAAGCUGAAGCCAAAGCCCGUGAGGAGGCCGAGCGUCAGCGCCUGGAGAGAGAGAAACACUUCCAGAAAGAGGAGCAGGAGCGUCUGGAGAGGAAGAAGCGCCUCGAGGAGAUCAUGAAGAGGACUCGUAAAAGUGAUGCAGGAGAAAAGAAAGAAGUCAAAGCUCCACAGAUCAACGGUAAAGAGUCAGAGCUUAACAAAGCCGUUAACCUGCAGAGUCCAGACCCGGCUAUCCUCAGCCCAUCACAAAGUGUCUCUGGUCUUGUUGUAAACGGGGUGCAGCCUGCCGCCCACCAGAACGGCGUCUCAGCCAACGGUGACUUCGAGGAGAUCAUCCAGCUGAACAACGGAGGAAACCCGGCUCAGAGUCAGAGCGGGCUAGUCAGCGAGCCGAUCAUCGCCUUCGAGGGCGGAGAGCCCUUCAGGAUGAAAACAGGCCCCAUGAAGCCUCAGCAUGUCGCAGAGGUCCUGUGAGUCCCCACACCUCCAAGGAGAAGCGCCUUAUGUCUCUGCUUGAGCUACGAGAUUCAUGCCACACCACAGCGGCUUAUUAAAAUACGUGUGCCAAAACAAACCAACGAACUGCGCUGACUUCACAUCUACAGUUUAUCUGCAGCAGAGGAUGGAACAGAAGGAGCAACAGAAACACAACAAACUCAUCUGAAACAUACAAAAAAAAGCAACAACAAGUAUUCUCCACCGCGUGUUCUGGUGCAGCAUUUGUUAUUGUCACAUACAGAUUCUAUGGUGCACCUUAAAGAUGACUGACUGUAACAAAGUUUAAAAAAUACAGUAUAAGACCCUGGAAAUACAUAAUAUUUGACAAUGGUUGUUAUUAUUACCGUCAUUAAGACAUUGUUGUUGUUAUCUUAAGUUGAACUGUGUGCGUGUGCGUGUAUGUUUGUUGUCUUGAAUUAUUGAGUUAUUUAACAUGGGGAGCAUUGAAAGGACAGGCCACAGACAGUGUAUGUAAAUGUAUAAAGAGCCUGGCUGCCUCGGCCUCCUGUUACAGGGGAUCUGUGAAAUAAAGCUUUAUGAAAAGGG
Molecule: messenger RNA, 3249 nt
Organism: Cheilinus undulatus (humphead wrasse)
Lineage: Eukaryota; Metazoa; Chordata; Actinopteri; Labriformes; Labridae
Product: MAP7 domain-containing protein 1-like
Exons: 18
Coding region: 289-2679 (796 amino acids)
Biological process (GO): microtubule cytoskeleton organization
Cellular component (GO): microtubule cytoskeleton
Source: RefSeq, a predicted model, not a curated record